AUGCUUCCAUAAGUAUGUGACACUGCUGAUACUUUCACUUCUUCCAUUACUACAAUGUUUCAUAUUACACUCCCUGAAGAAAAAUAAUUAUUAGCAUCUCCAUAUAAGAUUGUGAAAAAUAUUUUAUAACUUUUUUCACUUAUCGAAAAUCUGAUAUUUAAGAUAGUCCUCAUUAACGUGAAGAAUUUCAUCAUCUUAAAACCUCUCGUGAUUUUGCCUCAUCUCAUAACUCAUUACAUUGAAAUUGCAUAGAAUCUUGAAUAAGUUUUUUUGAUUCACCUCAGGUACUAAUAAUGGACAUACUGAUAAAAGUCCAAAAUUUUAUAAUCCUAAAACUAAACUUAAACCAUUACAGAAAGUACUUUCUAUUAUUGAAGAAAAUGAAGAAAUUAUUAAUACUCUUUAAAGAUUAACUGACUCAUCACUUAAAUUGAUUUUAAAAUUGGGCUUCAUUAAGUAAAUCAAUAAGUUAUUGAAAAAAGUAAAGAAAAAUAUCUUCCCAAAACUUUAAGAACAACUCGAAUUUCAAGAUUUCCCUGAUUUCAAUCCUCCUGAUUGGCCAUUAGAUAAUGAUUUAGAUAAUCUUUCAAUUCAAUAAACUAAACUUUAAUCAUCCAAAUAAAUUUUUGUCAAAGAAUUUAAAGUCUCACCUAUGAGAAAUGUAUAGUUCGAUUCUAAUGAAUUUAAUUAUUUUAUUGAAGAAUAAUUUUAACCUGAUUCAUCUGAAGAUAAAGAUCAUUUCCAACAAUUACAAAUUAAACCUAAAGACAAUUUAAAUAUAUUCCUUUAAAGAUAAAGUUAAAUUCUAAGCACACAGUCCUCUAAAUUCUAAUUUCCAGAACUCAAUCAACAUCAAAUCAGACUUAUAACUAAUGCUACUAUUUGUUUAUUGAGAUUGGCACUGUUAGUACAUAUUUUAAAGUAUUUUACAUUAAAUUAACAAAACUUUAUUUCAAUAUUAAUUGUAAUAUUUAAACAUCUUGAUAAUUAAUUCUAACAAAAGAUUAUUAGUCAAUCAUUACAUAAAGUUUUUAAACAUUUCAUAAUAAGAAGAUUAUUUUAUAUUUUAUUAAUUGCAGACUCAAUGUUAAAAACAUCUUUUGUUGCUCAACCAUCUAGAAGGAAAGAAGAUUAUAAAAUUCUAAUUCUAAGUGAAAAAUACAAGAAUAAAUAAAUAAUGGAUAUUAUAGCAAACAAGAUUGCAAAAAUAUUAAAAAGAAAUGAAAAUUAAGUUAAAAAUAGAUUCAAUUGUCUUUUAAAGAGAGAGAACGUUUAAAGCGAUUUAAACAAAUUGAUUGAUAAGAUUUUAUGGAAAAUCAGCAAGCAGCCAGUAGAGAGAAACCCAUAAGAUUAAGAAAGAGCUAAAUGCAUUUAUAAUUAAAAUUAGAAUUUACUUUUAACAAUAGGCUCAGAUAGAAAAUUUAUAAAAAGAAGAUGUUCAUGA
Molecule: messenger RNA, 1444 nt
Organism: Paramecium sonneborni
Lineage: Eukaryota; Ciliophora; Oligohymenophorea; Peniculida; Parameciidae
Source: the annotation of a GenBank genome assembly